Molecule: messenger RNA, 3355 nt
Organism: Microstroma glucosiphilum
Lineage: Eukaryota; Fungi; Basidiomycota; Exobasidiomycetes; Microstromatales; Microstromataceae
Product: DEAD-domain-containing protein
Exons: 2
Coding region: 68-3184 (1038 amino acids)
Cellular component (GO): nucleus
Molecular function (GO): ATP binding; RNA binding; RNA helicase activity
Source: RefSeq, a predicted model, not a curated record
CUGACCACCACCAUUUCCUCCCCUGGUAUCCCUCGAAUCCAUCCCCUUUCCCGCAGCCUCAUCCAGGAUGGCAAAGGCGCUCGACUUCCUCGCUGAUGACAGCGCAGCUGCAUCAACAUCGAGGAGACCAGCCAAAGCGCCUCGUACGGCCGCCACACCAGCAUCUUCUUCAUCUUCUUCAGCCCUCGUGGCUCCUGCCAGGAAUCGUCGAGCAGCCCUACCUCAGGCUCAAGAAGCUGCAGCCGACGACGAUGAUGACGAUGAUGACGAGGCUGUGAUCGCUUCAGCUCUGCACAAGCACAAUGUCAAGGCUGGAGUUGAAGUCGCCAAGGCUGCCAGUAAAGUCAAGGGCAAAGGCAAGGCAAAGAGCGGCGAAACAGUAGGAGGUGGCAGCUUCCAGAGCAUGGGACUGAUGCCAUCACUGCUCAAGUCACUCCUUGUCCGAGGCUACACCACCCCAACACCAAUUCAGCGCGCCUCUAUCCCUUCCAUUCUGGCACAGCCAUCUCGUGAUCUCGUAGGAAUGGCUAGGACUGGAUCUGGAAAGACUCUGUCAUACGUCGUGCCCCUGAUUCACAAGCUCAAUGGCUCUCACUCCACAUCUUUCGGCAUCAAGGCGCUGAUUCUCUGUCCAGGACGAGAGCUGGCGCUGCAGAUCUUGAAGGUCGGCAAGGACAUUGCCAGGGGAUGCAAGCAGCAGGACGCGGAAGCUAUUAGGUGGGCAAUGAUCGUCGGUGGAGAAUCGCUAGACGAGCAAUUUGCUCUGAUGGCGAGCAAUCCCGAUGUCGUCAUUGGUACACCUGGUCGUCUGCUACAUCUAGCAGUCGAGAUGAACAUGGAUCUGUCUGCUGUCAAGUAUGCCGUCUUUGACGAGGCCGAUCGACUGUUCGAAAUGGGUUUUGCUGCUCAACUGGAAGAGCUUCUCAAGAGGCUGCCAGUGAACAGACAGACACUACUCUUUUCGGCUACGCUGCCAAAGUCCCUUGUCGAAUUUGCAAGAGCUGGUCUUGGAGCCAACCCAAAGCUGGUACGUUUGGAUGGUGAGAGCAAGAUCUCCAGCGAGCUGCGAAUGGGAUUCAUCAGUCUCAAGCCUGCCGACAAGGAAGCUGCACUACUGAUACUGCUACGGGACGUCAUUGGCGUACCAUUCGGCGAGCAAGCCUCUCAGGACGAGGUGUUGUCAGGCUGGGACAGGAAACGCAAAUUCGGCCAAAGGAAGGCAGGAAACAUGCCAGGCGGCAUCAGAGGUACAGAUCAUCUCCUUCCUCAUCAGACCAUCAUCUUCUGCGCCACCAAGCAUCACGUCGAGUACCUGCUCGCGCUGCUCACCCACAUUGGGUAUGCCUGCUCGCACAUUUACUCAUCGCUAGACCAGACGGCUCGUUCAUUGGAGAUGAAACGGUUCAGAGAGGGUCGUACCAGCUUGCUUGUCGUCACUGACGUCGCCGCUCGAGGUAUCGACUUGCCUGUCCUCGAGCAUGUGGUCAAUUACGACUUCACUCCCUCUGCGCGAGUCUUUGUGCACAGAGUCGGUCGAACAGCUCGAGCCGGUAAGAGCGGGUGGGCGUGGAGUCUGGUGACGAACAAGGAGCUGCCUGCUCUAUGUGACCUCCAGCUGUUCUUGAACCGACCACUGGCGCCUUCGCCUACUCCCACCGGCGAUGGAGGCGACGAGACCCCACUGCUCGAUGCUCACACCUCACUGCAUCUGGGUACGCUUCCUCGCGAGGCACUAGACGUAGAGAACGAGUACCUCACCUCUACGCUGCAAUCUGUCGACUCGAGCACAUCCGAUCAAUUGGAGGCCUUGAAGAAAGUCCUUCUUCGCGCUCACAAAAUGUACGAGCGGUCGAACGGGAGCGGCAAGCCAGGAGCUCAGAGCUUGAAACGCGUCAAGAAGAUGCUCGACCGACCUGAAGACGGGGGCGAGGGCGAUGUCUGGAAGCUGGCCGGUAGUGGCAAGGAGGAGAGCGGAAUCAUCGACUUUUACCGACGCCCAUCUGCAUACGGUCUCUCUGGCGCUGGCGGCACCGGUGCCGGUUCGAAGCAGACUGCUCGGAAGCACAACCCGCUCGUCGAGCAAGCGCGGUCCGAUCUUCUGGCGAAGAUUUCGAGCUUCAGACCCUCGGAGACUGUAUUCGAGAUUGGUGCGCGAGGUGAGACGACCCCUUUGGCAAAGUUGAUGAAGGACAGGAGGAAGACAUUGGAGGUCAACAUUGAGAGGCGAAGAAUUGCAAAAGCCCAAGAAGAAGGCGAGAGGGACAGCGACGAUGAUGACGAGCAAGAUGAUGUAGAUGCCGCCCCACUCGAGGAGCAAGAGGGAGCAGAUGAAGAAGAGAUCAAGGCCGUCUUCGACACGACUCCUAGCGCAGAGACUUCCAGCGGGGUCAAGGGCAAAUCCGCCAAGAAGGACUACAAAGACCCAGACUUCUACAUGGGCUAUCAACAAAAGGACUCUCACGACGAAAAAGGCUAUUCCCUCUCUACUGGCUCCGACUUUGUUUCACAAGCUCGCAUGGCCUCCUUUGGUCUUACCAGCGACGACGGUACGAGGUUCGGCGUGACGUCCCAAGCGCCCAAUGCCUCGCGCUGGGAUGUCAAGAAGAAGAAGUUCGUAAAGGGCGAUGGAGAGGGCGCAGACAACCAGAAGAUGAUCCGCACAGAAGCCGGUACCAAGCUUCCCGCUUCCUUCAAGAGUGGCCGUUUUGAUGAGUGGAAGAAGAAGAAUCGAGUCGACUUUGCAAAAGUGGGGGAGAGGGAAGAGGAUAAUAAGAGCAUCAAGCGCUUUGGCAACAUGGGCGACGGAAACAAGCGCUUUAGGCAUACGGGCACGCCCCAAGCUAAGCGUCUUGAUCCGCUAGCUAGGGAUUACGAUUCGAAGAUGCGGGCUCGCCAGGCAAAGGCUGGCGAAGGAUCCCGCAUCGGUCGAGACGGACGAGAUGCCUCACAGCGUGCUCCGUCUCGACGAGGAGGUCCACCAGGGGGCAGAGGUGGUGGUAAAAUGGGAGGGGGAGGAGGUCGAGGAGGAAGUGCUGCAGGUGGACGUAAAGGUGGUGCAUACACUGGCGCCGGGGCGAGGGAUGAACUCAAGACGAGUCAACAGAUCGCAAAGGAGCGUAUGGCAAAGGAUCGUAGGAGGGAGAAGAAUGCUAGAGCACCGCGCAAGAAGAAGGGCAAGAAGUAAAUUGGUAUCAAAGAGGAUGCAAUUGCCGCAUCCCCGUCGGUCCUGCUCUACAAACCUCAUCAUUGUCCAUUCCAUACCCCAUCCUUGUGUGUAUGCUGAAAGAUGACCAGCACGUCAGCUGACCGUGUGCAACAACAUUUUGGUCGCUUCACCUAUCCCAUAUACUGGUCA